AUGAUGGGGGCUGGUGUGCCUGAGAUGAUGGGGGCUGGUGUGCCUGAGAUGAUGGGGGCUGGUGUGCCUGAGAUGAUGGGGGCUGGUGUGCCUGAGAUGAUGGGAGCUGGUGUGCCUGAGAUGAUGGGGGCUGGUGUGCCUGAGAUGAUGGGGGCUGGUGUGCCUGAGAUGAUGGGGGCUGCAUCCUCACUCCUUCUCUUGUCCUUUCUCACAAUCUCACCCUCACCCACUCACCGUCUCUCCUCCUCACCUUCUCACCUGCAAUUCUCUCGCGCCUGCCAUAACCGCCAGCAGAGCCCUGGCGCGCACGGAGUGCAGCGACGUGAUUACCAACAGCCGCCGCGCCUCAUACCUGCCUGCUCUCGCCCCUUCCCCUACUCUCACCCUUCCUUUCAACUCUCUCUCUCACCUGUGGCCUUCAGCCCCGUUGCCUCAGCCAGAAGCGCUAUGGCGCGCACGGAGUGCAGCGACGUGAUUCCCAGCAGCCGCCUUGCAUCGUACUUGCCUGCCCCCGCCAUGGCCUCUGCUGCUAUCGGCACCGUGGCGUUGAGGGGGUUCGUGAUCACCCCUAUCACCGCCUGGAGUGGUGGAGACAGCGAGGAGGGCAGGAAAAAGGGGGAAAGGGGACUCAAUCAGUGGAAAGGAAGGGGAGAAAGAAGGGUUAGGGAGGUGGCGUUGAGGGGGUUCCUCUGGGCUGUGUUUUGCAAUCGACUCGCACUCUCGCACGCCCUUACCUCCGGGCUAUGUUUAGCGAUGGACUCGCACAGCCCCCUGACGAUCCCCGCGUUCAUGCAGAAGCGGUCCUCGUCCCCCAUGGACGACCGGUACGGCACUCCCGCCAGCACCAGCACCACGUGCGACCCCCGCAGCGCGUCCGGCAGCUCGUACGGCCCGAGGUAG
Closterium sp. Naga37s-1 is the source of this 900-nucleotide messenger RNA. Lineage: Eukaryota; Viridiplantae; Streptophyta; Zygnematophyceae; Desmidiales; Closteriaceae. The record is from the annotation of a GenBank genome assembly.